This is a messenger RNA of Anopheles aquasalis, 2889 nucleotides long. RefSeq lists its product as uncharacterized. Gene Ontology annotation, cellular component: extracellular region. Gene Ontology annotation, biological process: chitin catabolic process; carbohydrate metabolic process. Lineage: Eukaryota; Metazoa; Arthropoda; Insecta; Diptera; Culicidae. Gene Ontology annotation, molecular function: chitinase activity; chitin binding. The record is from RefSeq and is a predicted model, not a curated record.
AUGGUUCCUAGGAUAGUGCAGCGAUGGGCGGUCUGCGUGGUGGUGGUGAUGGUGCUGGUCCUGGGCGUCAGUGAGGCCAAGAAGUGUGGCGUGAUCUGUCGUGUGCGCGAUCCACUGCGGAUCGGAAACAGCCACGCGCUGAAGGAGUGCCUGUACGAGGUGUACCCGGUGGAGAGCACCCAGAACGCGGAUUCCACGGUGUUCCAGAGCGAAAAUCGCAACCGGCUGUUCUCGCUGUACGGGGGACCGAGCUCGUGCGAAUACUUUGGCAACAUGAUCGCGACCGCCAAGGGACGCGACACGCUGGUGGAAACGAUCGCGAAGCAGCUGCAGAAGAGCGGCUUCAAGGGGCUGGAUCUGCAGUGUGAUCCGAUGCAGGCCCACGUCAGCCAGCACACGUACGCGAGCUUCAUCGAGCAGCUGCGCAACUUCCUGGGCAACACCUACGUCAUCAUGGUGACGCUGCACAGUUGCCAGCCGGAUCUGAAGCUGAUCGGACAGCUCAACCGAUGUGCCGAUUACGUCGUGAUCAACCAGCACGUUCAGUCAUCCACCUUGUCGAACGCACUGUCGCUGGGAUUGCAACGGCAACGCAUCCUGCUGACCACUCCGUUCCCGUCGCAGCUGAACUGUCCGCUAACCGGAGCGGAUCAUGCCCUCAGCGAGACACUGAACCACAUCCAGCAGCAGAGUCUGUUCGGUGCGGUCGUGCAGGUUGACCAGGACGAUGUGAACAACGUGUGCGGCGAAGGUCCGUACCCGCUGCUGCGCAAGGUACUCGAUCAUCUGUGCCGUGAUGCGGAGUGUAGCUUCCGGGGCUUCGUGCGUGACACCCGUGACUGCGGCCAGUACUACACCUGCGACAAUGGCUACACAACGACACAUCAUUGCCCGCCGGGACACUCGUUCGAUCUGUGCCAGAGCAGCUGCCAGCCGUUCCUGACGGUGAACUGCAACCAGACGACGUGCGUCGUGAGCGGUGCCUUGCCUCCGGGACUGGCGCCCGUCCCUUACCCGAUUCCCUUCCCCAUCAAUCCGACCAACCCUUGCCUCUGCAUUGGUGGCAACAACACCAACGGUGGUGGCGGCAACAAUGGUGGUGGUGGUGGUGGCGGCAACAACAACAACAAUCUUGGCAACUGUUCGGUGUGCUGUUGCGAUCUUCUAGGGAACUUGACCAAGCUGUUCAACAGCACUCAGAUGGCUCAAUUUUCCAACUUUAUCGAUCUCAUCGUGAAGAUCGGAGUAGAUGAUCUGGUGAAAACUAUUUCCGACUUUAUUACUCCGUUGAAACCGCUGCUGAAGCAGCUGGUCGAUGCGAUCAACGGUUUGCUCAUCUCGAUCUUGGGCGGAAAGGGCUCAAUCGAUAUCACGAAGGGUACCAUGGAUGGUUUGAACAAGGAUGGUAACAUCCUGAGCAACUUGCUUCAUACGCUCAUAAACCUGCUCAACAGUUUGUUGGGCGGCGGCGGCGGCGGUGGUAAUCUAUUGAACCUAACAGGAGCUGGAGCGUUGAAUCUGCUCUCUCCGCCUGGUGCUACUGGUGCUGAACUGUCACGGAUAAACGAGAUGAAGCGGAGCAGUCCGAAGGCGGAUGUGCUGCUUACGAUCGCGCUACCCCUGAAUGUUAGCGCUACCGCCACGCAUGGUCCCCUGUCCGAGCGGAUUGGCAUCGUGCUCCGGGACAAUGGGCUCGAUGGUGUUGAUCUAGACUACGACGUUGCGCCACUCGACGAUUACGGGCACAUCCGAUAUGGACAGUUUUUGCGCGCAUUGCGAUCACUGCUCGGCAGCAAAUACCUCGUCAGUACCACGAUCGGAUGCCAGUCACUGGGUGGAUCGAAGCUACUGCUCCAAUCGUUCAAUGAUCAGCUGGAUAUGGUGAGCGUCAUUGGGGUUGAUACGGCACCCUCCAGCUUGGGCGAGUCCGGUGAGUUUACCGUGCGAGAUUACACCAUCGAGCCGAUUCGCCAGCUAGUACGGCAGGGCCUGAACGUACAGAAGAUCGUGCUCAGCGUGCUAACCGUGGGCAUCGUGUUCAAUCCAAGCAACUAUCGUAACUCGCGCUCGCUGCAACCACGGAACCGCGUUGGGGUGCUAUCGUACGGUCAGGUUUGUGAGCUUUUAGGUGACCGCCGGGCAAAGUGUGGUAGCGCGGGCACGGAUUCGCUCUGCUCUCUGUUCAGUGGAAAGGGUGCGAUCGUGUACGACGAUGAGCAGACGGUGGAGCGGCGUACGAACCAGGCGAAACAGCUCGGUGCCCGUGGGGUGCUGAUGCUGCUCAACUACGACGAUGCGGACAAUGUCUGUGAUCGAGGAUCGUACCCGUUGUUCAGGGCACUGUGGAGAACGGCCCAAAGCACUCUGCAGGAAAGGGAGGAUGCCGGUGGUUCCGUUUGUGGUCCCGAUGGUCGCUACGCCGACACCCAGGAUCCGAGUGUGUACUACACGUACCAAGAUGGCAGAUUCCAUCAGCAUCGCUGCAAGGAUGGCGAACAGUUCAACAACGUACUGGCGAUGUGCAUCGAGCAAAUGAAGCCCAAGCUCAAUCCAGUGGACGAUGAAGAGUCUGCGACCGAUGAAUCACCGCGUGAUUCGAGCGAGCCUACCACGCCGUAUCGGCAGAAUUCGAUGGUGGAAAGUGUGCAAACGGCAACGUUUCCACCAUCGGCCCCAGAAACCGAUGCUGUCGAGCCGCUUUCGCAGACAACUCUCGAGCGUAUGGUAUCGUAUCUGAAUGGCAUCAUUGAACGGGCACUGGCGCUGGUGCAGCGGUUAGAACAUCUGGAAGCGCUCUCGGGCGCCCGAACGCAAUCUGUAAUACAAAGUGAUGCUGACGAUGGUGGGAUGCCUGGAGAGAAUGUGCAGGAACUGUUGAGUUUUAUGUGA